AUGACCAACAACACGCUCCACAAGGAACAUUUGCAAGUUGCUUCCUGUCUAAAUGGGCAAGUUCAUGAAACUGGGAAAGUGGUGUUGGUCUUGGCUGGACGCGACUCCGGACACAAAGUCAUCAUCGUGAAUAACAUUGAUGAUGGCACCUCAGACCACCCUUACAGCCAUGCCCUGACAACUGGAAUUGACCUGUAUCCCCGAACAGUGACAGCUGUCAUGGGCAAGAAAAUCGCCAAGUGGUCAAAGAUCAAGUCCUUUGCGAAAGCUUGUGAGUACAAUCACCUGAUGCCCACAGGUCCUCUGUUGACAUCCCCCUGGAUAAAACCCGCUGUCAACAAGGAUGUCUUUAGGGACCCAGCCCUUAAACGCAAGGCAAGGUGGGAAGCCAAGGUCAAGUUUGAAGAAGGAUAUGAGACAGAAAAGAACAGAUGGAUUUUCCGGAAGCUUUGCUUUUAG
Alexandromys fortis (reed vole) is the source of this 459-nucleotide messenger RNA. Its product is annotated as 60S ribosomal protein L27-like. The record is from RefSeq and is a predicted model, not a curated record. The transcript has 2 exons. NCBI's taxonomy places the organism in Eukaryota, Metazoa, Chordata, Mammalia, Rodentia, Cricetidae. Gene Ontology annotation, molecular function: structural constituent of ribosome. Gene Ontology annotation, cellular component: ribosome; cytosolic large ribosomal subunit. Gene Ontology annotation, biological process: translation. The coding region runs from base 1 to 459 and encodes 152 amino acids.